UAACGACAGGUUCAAUGGGCAACUAUCUGCUUGAGUCAACGCUUCGCAGCCCACGCCGAACGGGACCCCGAGAACGAGGAGUCAGUUCAGUGUGGCGGCAGCCGUCGGGGAGGAGGGUACCGUCGCUUGUGGCUCAGGAGGCGCGGAAGAAGGGCGGUCGGAAGGAAGCCAUGACCAGCGUGUUCACUUCCCGGCUCUGACUUCAACACCAACAUUGCUGACCAACAUAACAUUCCCACGCCGCCUUAUAUCCCUGACUACGCUGCCACUCUGCUGACUCCACUGACGUCACGCUGCUGCUGCUCAUCCGCCUCCGCAUCCCGCUGCAGAACGCUUAACUUAGCCAAAAAUAGGAAGGAUAUGAAUCGGACACGCACGAAUUUCCCGCCAUCAGUGACGUCAUCAAGAUGAGUGACGGCGGUGGAAUGAGGGUGGCGUCGCGGGUGGCGGCGGCGCUGUUCCUCCUGACGGUGUCCGUGGGGGUGGCGCUGGCCUCGGGGGGCGGCAGUGGAGGCCACGGGGCAGCAGCGGCAGGGUCGGAGGCCGCGGACAACGCCACCAACGCGACCUGUCCCACGGACACGGGCCACGGGUCCACGGGCAUCAAGGUGGUGUCGGUGCGAUGGAAGGAGGUGGGCGUCUACUUCACCAUCACCUCCUUCGUCAUCAUUGCAGGCCUCGCCAAGCUGGUCUUCCACCAUCUGCAUUGGCUAUCCAGCAAGGUGCCAGAAUCCUGCGUGUUGGUCGUCCUGGGAAUGGCUCUUGGACUCAUUGUUUAUUUUGCCACCAAGAACAAAGAUACAACGCAGGUGUGUGACCACGAUGUUCCUUUACCUCACUUCACCUCCGACAUGUUCUUCUUCAUCCUCCUGCCCCCCAUCGUCCUGGAGUCCGCCUACAGCCUCCACGACAGAGCCUUCUUCGACAAUCUUGGCACUGUGUUGGUCUUCGCUCUAGUGGGCACCCUCUUCAACAUCGCAACCAUUGGCCCAACACUCUACGGCCUCAAUGCACUAGGAGCGAUGGGCUACAUCAACUUCACAUUCAUGGAGGGUCUGGUCUUCUCAUCGCUCAUCUCCGCAGUGGAUCCUGUCGCUGUACUCGCUAUCUUCCAGGAGCUGGGCGUCAACAAGGACCUCUACUUCCUUGUGUUCGGGGAGUCGCUGCUGAAUGACGGCAUGACGGUGGUGGUCUACAGCACGAUGACGUCUUUCAUGUCCAUGGAGGAGGUGACGGGCGUGCAGUACGUGCUGGCGGUGGUGGCCUUCAUGGUGGUGGUCUUCGGCGGACUCUUCAUCGGCGUCAUCUUCGGUUGUGUCACGGCGCUCGUCACCAAGUCAACCACCGAUGUGCGAGUGGUGGAGCCCCUCGCCCUCCUCGGCCUCUCCUACCUGAGCUACCUGACGGCUGAACUCUUCCACUUCUCAGGCAUCAUCAGUCUCAUCGUGUGUGGCCUCAUCCAGGCUCACUAUGCCUUCCAGAACAUCUCGCAGAAGUCCUACACCUGCGUCAAGUACUUCACCAAGAUGGCCAGUGCCACCAGCGAUACGGUCAUCUUCAUGUUCCUGGGCAUGGUGCUGGUGAGCGACGAACACAUCUGGCACACCGGCUUCGUGCUGUGGAGUGUGUUCUUAUGCUUCGUGUACAGGUUCAUCGGAGUCUUCAUGCUGACGGGUAUCAUGAACAACUACCGGGUGAAGAAGGUCGGCCUGGAGGAGCAGUUCAUCGCGGCGUACGGCGGCCUGCGUGGCGCCGUGGCCUUCUCCCUCGUCAACAUGCUGAAUGAGUCACUGCCCCCUCGACGCAUCUUUGUCACAGCCACCCUCGUCGUCAUCCUCUUCACUAUCUUUGUACAGGGCACCACCAUCAAGCCGCUGGUGGGGCUGCUACAGAUCCAGAAGCACCGAAAGGGCAAGAAGAACCUGAGCGAGGAGAUUAACGACACCACCAUGGAUCACAUAAUGGCCGGCGUGGAGGAGAUCCUGGGCCAGCACGGAGACUUCUACCUCAGGGAGCUCAUCGUCCACUACAAUGACCGAUAUCUUCGUAAGUGGUUCCUGCGCUCCACCUGUGAAUCCAAGCUGACCAGACUCUUCGAAAAGAUCGCCAUCUCAGAGCACUACGCCCACCUGUACGGCCCCGUGGCGAUGAUCGAGGACAAUGUGAAGCCCUUCGGUCCGCCCAUCUCCACUGUCUCCACACAAAACAGGGCGCGCACCAACUCCACCUUCGGCACUGCACAUAAGGAAGAAAUUCUCUCCCACCCUGAGUACACCAUGGAGAAGGACACUUACGACCAGGUGGAGGACGUCAUCGCAGAGUCUCCUGAAGGCAGCGUACAGAUGCGCAAGAAGUACUCCAUCAUCCCCAUCAGGCAGGGCAGGGUAUCCUCGGAGGUGUCGAGAACAUCCAGCGUAGGUCACACGCCAGCGCAGGACGCACACAUCCUACGCAAAGCCUUCCGCAGCAACCCAUACAACAAGCUGCACUACAAGUACAACCCCAACCUGGUGGGGGAGGAGGACCAGGAGCUUGAAGAACACCUCAACCGCCGCCACCUCAAUGCCCGCCGCUUCACCCACCUGGCCACCUCCACCCGGCGGUCGACCAUCGCUGUGCCGCCGCGCAAGAGAACAACAUCGGAGGGCAGCGGCCUAACUGAAGGCGUGCAAGAGCUGGUGCAACGCCACAACCUGAGACGUCAGUCCAUGAGGCAGCUGCGGGGAGGCCGCCAGCCACUCCAGGGCUGUUUCUCCUCCCCUGAGCCUGGCAGCUGGUCACCCGCCUCACCAGGAGUCCUGCGUGCCCUCCAGGAGAUGGUAGAGCCAGAUGCCCCCCCAGAGGACACCACCACCUCCCCCAAGACACCCCAGUCCACCCCCAGUGACCGAGUGGCCUCCCCAUGGAGCUGGAACAGCCCAGAGAAGACAAGAGAUACCAUGGCUGAGCGUGCCGGGUCAGUUGACACCCAGCCCAGGGAGCAGCAAGCGGAGGAGGAGGUGCCUCUCGUCAAUGUGUCGAGGGCAGGGCAGGAUGCUCAGCACACUCAGCAACACUCCUCAGACAAGGUGUAGCAAGUGGACAGUGGACAACUGCUGCAGUGCUUCAGUGUUGAUUGUAAAGUCUUCGAUAGUGACAAUGUGACUUGUUAUGCUCUGGUAUGUCACUGGGUGUUCUACACCCUCAAGGAUCCUAAACUUGCUGCCUGUGCUGUGUGGAAACUUGAUAACAAUAUCAUGCACAGGAUUGCACAGGAAGUUUGUUCUCAAGGGACAGGACACCACAAGACUCAGGGCUACACACUGCACACAUGUAUGUACAGUUCUGCCAUUAAGUGUACACAUGUUUCAACUGUGAUUCUUCUUUGCAUGACAAGGGAAAGCUUCAUAAGCUUACUGAUAUGGCAUGAGCCAAAUGACGCCUUGACAGGAUAUUUCUAGAGCUAGAAGACUAACAAUAAGCCAAAAAUAUCUGACUGAGCAAAACACUGAACGGUGAAACUAACACAUGCAUAACUGGAUCUUCACAAGGACGAUUGUGGUAGGUGAGUGGAUCUGUAGAAUCAAACUGUGUCCUGCUGUUUUUUAGGAGUCAAGUUGUUUUCACCCCACUGUAAGACUGGUGCUUCCUUGUGUCCGCUCUGGGCACUCCUCUCUGAGCGGACAUGCCGCAGCUGUGUUGGUGCAUGGCAGAGGACAAGGUAGCCUGACACAAGAUAGUAUAAGAAAAAUACCCCAAAUUUAAAAUGUAUAUGUAUAAUAGUACAUUUGCCCUUGGACAUUAAGCAGACACAAGCCUGCUUAGUGGCAGUCAACUUCUGUCAGCCUUCAGCCAGCCCAGUUUGGAUGACAGUGAUGUAGUGUGUGUUUACCUUCACUCAUCCACUCUCCAAUAAGUACUCACACCACGAAAAAGGUUCUACUGGAAAACUUGGCAGAGGUAUAAAAAUUAAGUUGUCUAAGUACUGAUGUUUCUUAUUUUUCUCCUGACAGCUUUGAUCAUGUUCAUGUAAGGUCAGUGUUUUGAGGUUGUUCCCUCCCUGAUGUCUGGCACUGGGGUUUGAACUGACUCGCCCCCUUGCUCUUCACUUCCAUGGCUUGACACUGACUGACCCACUAAACCACCUAUGUCACGUUCAUCAGUAUUUUGACAAAUGGUUAGUUUUAUACCUCACCAAGUUUCCAUGGUAACCUCUUUGCUGAUGCAAAGACUCCAUAGCUGGGAAAAAGGACACAAAAAUCCAUGGGCAUACAUAACCUGCUUGACCUCAUUUUGGCGUGAGGACAGCAAACCUCACUCCACUCCCCAAACCAUCCCAUCUCUCCCUGCACUGCCCAACAGACUAAAUGUGAAGACAUUGUAACUAUAUUAACGAAGUUAUAGUUAACUACACUAAUAAUUAACAUGUGUGCAUUGUGUGAAAGUAAUUUUGAUACUAUAUUUUGUGUACAGUUAUGAUUAUGAGCUGUGUGAAGAGUAUGACUGAGGAUGUUAACUUGUUCAGACUUUUAAUGUGAUGUUUAUGAAGUAUAUAUAUAUAUAUAUAUAUAUAUAUAUAUAUAUAUAUAUAUAUAUAUAUAUAUAUAUAUAUAUAUAUAUAUAUAUAUAUAUAUAUAUAAACAAUUGAGAACAUCUACUUGGUAAGAUGCUUUAGUUUUUUAAUAUCUUAUGCUGCCAUUCUGUACAUGGGUUCCCCAAAAUCUGAAAUCUGUUAAUCUCCCGGGUCACCUUCAUUGUUGAGUCACUGUCAGGAAGCUCUCAGACCCAGAGACCAUCAGCUGUAGGACCUGCAGUGACUUGGGACACUGAAAGGAGUGACUGAAGUUGGUUGGUGAUUGUUUUGCCUCCUCAAUGUUUUCCUAAAGUUUGAAUUCCACUGAGGCAAGCAUUAAGAUUUUCCCUGUUACCUGCCUUCACACCAGCCCAGGCAACCAUGAAACAUGUUGCUAGAAUGUUGCCUACGUGGAAUUGCACCUUUGGGCAACAUGUCGUGUUGUUGAAAGUCUUGUUCAACAAAAAUGUAGAAAGCCAGGCAAGUUGCAUGCAACAUGUUGCCUCAGUGGUGACACCUUAACUCUUCCUCUGAAAUUACCGCGUCAUAUCAUCUAUAACGGUUUUGUUUAAUGUGUAAAUAUCAUAACCUAAGGCAUUGUAUAUCCUGUUACUAUGACAAUUAAUAAAAUCAAUAAUAAA
Eriocheir sinensis (Chinese mitten crab) is the source of this 5193-nucleotide messenger RNA. RefSeq names its product sodium/hydrogen exchanger 2-like. The transcript is spliced from 22 exons. Gene Ontology annotation, molecular function: sodium:proton antiporter activity. Bases 408 to 3074 code for a protein of 888 amino acids. The record is from RefSeq and is a predicted model, not a curated record. NCBI's taxonomy places the organism in Eukaryota, Metazoa, Arthropoda, Malacostraca, Decapoda, Varunidae. Gene Ontology annotation, cellular component: membrane. Gene Ontology annotation, biological process: sodium ion transport; proton transmembrane transport; regulation of pH.